UGCAGGGCCGCCCUCCGGCCGCAGGGGACAGCAGCGGCCCCUCAGCCUGGGCGUCUCUCCCGCCUGCCGCCUCUAUGGGGCAGCCGGCCUGGGCUGCCGAAUAAGAUCCCGUUCCGGAGCUCUCGCGAUCUCUUCCACGCCUCCAUCAUGGCGCAAGAUCAGGGUGAGAAGGAGAACCCCAUGCGUGAGCUGCGCAUCCGCAAACUCUGUCUCAAUAUUUGUGUUGGGGAAAGUGGUGACAGACUCACCCGGGCAGCCAAAGUGCUGGAGCAGCUCACAGGCCAGACUCCUGUCUUCUCAAAGGCUCGAUACACUGUCAGAUCCUUUGGAAUCAGGAGAAAUGAAAAGAUUGCUGUUCACUGCACGGUUCGUGGGGCCAAAGCAGAGGAGAUUCUGGAGAAAGGGUUGAAGGUGCGAGAAUAUGAGUUGAGGAAAAACAACUUUUCAGACACUGGGAACUUUGGCUUUGGAAUCCAGGAGCACAUUGAUCUGGGAAUUAAAUACGAUCCCAGCAUUGGCAUCUAUGGCCUGGACUUCUAUGUGGUUCUGGGCAGGCCGGGCUUCAGCAUUGCUGACAAGAAACGCAAAACUGGCUCCAUUGGAGCCAAGCACAGAAUUGGGAAGGAGGAGGCCAUGCGUUGGUUCCAGCAGAAGUACGAUGGCAUCAUCCUUCCUGGCAAAUGAGCAGUUCCAGUUACCAAAAAUACUAAUAAAAUUUUCUAACAUUUAA
Messenger RNA from Mauremys reevesii (Reeves's turtle), 730 nucleotides. RefSeq names its product ribosomal protein L11 (gene RPL11). The transcript has 6 exons. Gene Ontology annotation, biological process: translation. NCBI's taxonomy places the organism in Eukaryota, Metazoa, Chordata, Testudines, Geoemydidae. Gene Ontology annotation, cellular component: cytosolic large ribosomal subunit; ribosome. The record is from RefSeq and is a predicted model, not a curated record. Bases 148 to 684 code for a protein of 178 amino acids. Gene Ontology annotation, molecular function: RNA binding; structural constituent of ribosome.